Messenger RNA from Symbiodinium pilosum, 1203 nucleotides. Lineage: Eukaryota; Dinophyceae; Suessiales; Symbiodiniaceae. The record is from the annotation of a GenBank genome assembly.
GAGAUGGUCCACGAGGAGGGUGACCGGCGCCUAGGUGCUGCUUUGCGAGCUCUGCGUGUUUCGACAGACGGUUCAUUGACGCUGAAUCAGUCCACCGCAGUGCUGGAGGCAUAUAUGGCCAGCUUCGUGCUGGGCGUGGAGAUGGAAGAUCUGCAGAGCAGCAGUAUGCUGGAGCUUGUCCAAGAGGUUCCAGAGCAAUACCCUACAUGGCCAGCAACACAGGAUUUCCUGCAGGAAGUUCAAGCAGAGGUGGUCGAGAAUUCCAGUAUGCUCUCCUUGCAAGACCUGUCGCAGGUUGUUGCUGCCGUUGAUGAAAGAUACGGACGAUGGCAAAGUCACGAAUGCAGAGCUUUGAAAGCUGAGCUUCUGCAGAUUGAGGAGCACCCCCGCACUGGCAGAGUUCGUUUGAGUGACUUCUACAGCAUGGCUCUCAAGGGCGGCCAGUGGCAAUUCAGCGAAAGUAGCUCAUACUUGCGGCAGAUCGGUGCCCUUGAUGAAACAGAUCCACAAUCUCUGCGCGUGGUGGUUCCAAACUACAUCCUGGGCUUCUCCAACUGCAUCGCUGCUUCCAGCUACUACAUGGUCUGCUGCAUCAACGAGUGUGAUGCGCACAUGGAAAGACUGGAGACCGUGCUGCAAGCUGACCAGGCGACUGUGGAGGAUAUCCUCGUGACGCUCAAUCAGACUGUUGCCCCAAGCCUGGAGCGUCGGUUGUCAGACAUUGCUGACCACCACGGCGGCAUGGUGCCCCUCCAUGGGCGCCUUUUUGCUCAGUGGCUCCACCACCUACAUCCCCAUGAGUGUCCUUAUCCGCACAUGUCGGGAACUACCAGCCCUCUCCGGCCAGAGGUUUUCGAGCAAGAAAUGGGCCUGCCGGCCGAAGCUUCUGAAGAGGAGAUGAUCCAACAUGUGGAAGCAGCGCAGUGGCGAGCCGCCCCGACACACGAGGAGGGGAUGUGCUCCAACAUGUGGUCUAUGGAAGAAGAGCUUAUCGACCCAGCUGCCCAUGGCUUGAUGCGGUUCCUGCAGAACGAGCAUAGCCAGGCUUUUGGCACGCAGCGUUUGGCUGCUGCCUUGGCAGCGCUUUGCCUCUUCAGCGCUUUCCGCUCUACUCUUGCUGCCACCAAAGGUGAAGCAGGGAGGCGAUGGCAAUCGGACUUAGGCGGCCUUCACUCGGACGGCGCGGCUGUUUACAGUGUCUAA